Fraxinus pennsylvanica is the source of this 1170-nucleotide messenger RNA. NCBI's taxonomy places the organism in Eukaryota, Viridiplantae, Streptophyta, Magnoliopsida, Lamiales, Oleaceae. The record is from the annotation of a GenBank genome assembly.
AUGGCUAAGAAUUCAGCAGGUUCCAGCGAAACAGCUGGGAAUCCCAUAAGAUGCCGAGCGGCUGUGGUUAGGAAAGCAGGGGAGCCGCUGGUGAUAGAGGAAAUUAUUGUGGCCCCUCCAAGAUCUGGUGAAGUUCGAGUCAAAAUUAUAUGUACUUCUCUCUGUCACAGCGAUGUCACUUUCUGGAAAUUGAAGGAUCCUCCUGGUUGUGUUCCAAGAAUUCUGGGGCACGAAGCGGUUGGCAUUGUGGAGAGUGUUGGGGAGGACGUACAAGAAUUUAGUGAAGGCGAUACAGUCAUCCCAAUAUUUUUGCCGGACUGCGCCGAAUGUGCUGAUUGUACGUCAACAAAGAGCAAUUUAUGUUCAAAAUUCCCUUUCAAGGUCUCUCCUUGGUUGCACGGAGAUGGGACUAGCAGAUUUACUGACCUCAAGGGAGAGACGUUAUACCAUUUCAUAUAUGUGUCUAGUUUUAGUGAGUACACAGUUUUAAAUACUGCUAAUGUAACAAAAGUCGAUCCUGCAAUCCCGCCAAACAGAGCAUGCCUCCUCAGUUGUGGAGUGUCAACAGGUGUGGGAGCUGCCUGGAGGACUGCAAAUGUGGAAGCGGGAUCAACGGUUGUGAUCUUCGGGUUGGGAGCUAUAGGAUUAGCAGUUGCAGAGGGAGCCAGGUUAUGUGGUGCUAAAAAAAUCAUUGGCGUGGAUAUAAACCCACAAAAAUUCGAAACAGGUAAAAUAUUUGGAGUAACUGAUUUUGUUGACUCCAUGAACUGUGGGGAUAAAUCUGUACGGCAGGUCAUAAAUGAGAUGACUAAUGGGGGAGCAGACUACUGUUUUGAAUGUGUUGGAAUGGCUUCUUUGGUCGAGGAAGCAUAUGCUUGCUGCCGAAAGGGUUGGGGGAAGACCAUCGUGCUAGGGGUGGACAAACCUGGAGCAGAGCUGAAAUUUAGUUCAUUUGAAGUCCUUCAUUCUGGGAAAACUCUCAUGGGAUCCUUGUUUGGAGGUCUUAAACCAAAAUCCGACAUCUCCACCCUUGUCAAACAUUAUAUGGACAAGAAAUUGCAACUCGACAAGUUCGUAACGCAUGAAGUUGGGUUUGAAGACAUAAACAAAGCUUUUGAUUUACUUUUGGAAGGAAAGAGCCUCAGAUGUGUGAUCUGGAUGGACAAAUGA